Molecule: messenger RNA, 3993 nt
Organism: Columba livia (rock pigeon)
Lineage: Eukaryota; Metazoa; Chordata; Aves; Columbiformes; Columbidae
Gene: TFIP11
Product: tuftelin interacting protein 11
Exons: 12
Coding region: 75-2558 (827 amino acids)
Biological process (GO): spliceosomal complex disassembly
Cellular component (GO): U2-type post-mRNA release spliceosomal complex
Molecular function (GO): nucleic acid binding
Source: RefSeq, a predicted model, not a curated record
CGGGAGCGGCGGGAGGAGCGGGGCUUGUUCGCCGGGUGUCCGUGUGUGGGCCGGGCCGGGUUCCCGCGGGCGCCAUGUCGAUGUCGCACCUGUACGGCACAGACGGGGAGGAUGGCGUGGAGAUGGAGAACUUCGAGGUGUCGGACUGGGACCUGCAGAACGAGUUCAACCCCCACCGGCAGCGGCACCGGCAGAGCAAGGAGGAGGCGACCUACGGCGUGUGGGCCGAGCGCGACUCGGACGAGGAGCGGCCCAGCUUCGGCGGCAAGCGCUCCAGGGAUUACUCGGCCCCUGUGAACUUCAUCAGCGCCGGGCUGAAAAAGUCAGCAGCUGAGGAUAUGUCAGAGGAGGACUCCGAUGAAGACGAAAAGCCCAUUAAGCAGGAAGAAAUCCCUAAAGAGUUUGUGCCAAAGAAGCUAAAAACAGGUGGUAAUUUCAAGCCUAGUCAGAAAGGCUUUGUAGGGGGGACAAAAUCUUUCAUGGAUUUUGGCAGCUGGGAGAGACACACGAAGGGAAUUGGGCAGAAGCUUCUCCAGAAGAUGGGUUACGUCCCUGGAAGAGGUCUCGGGAAGAAUGCGCAAGGAAUUAUCAAUCCAAUUGAGGCCAAACAAAGAAAAGGUAAAGGAGCUGUGGGGGCUUAUGGCUCCGAAAGAACCAGCCAGUCUUUGCAAGACUUCCCGGUGGUGGACUCGGAGGAAGAAGCUGAGGAGGAAUUUCAAAAAGAGCUGAGCCAGUGGCGGAAGGAUCCGAACGGAGGCAAGAAAAAGCCCAAGUACAGCUAUAAGACAGUGGAAGAACUGAAAGCCAAGGGCAGGAUCAACAAGAAGCUCUCAGCCCCGCAGAAGGAGCUGUCGCAGGUCAAGGUUAUAGAUAUGACGGGCCGGGAACAGAAGGUUUAUUACAGCUACAGUCAGAUCAGCCACAAGCACAACAUCCCAGACGACAGCCCACAGCAGCCGCUGGGCAAGGAUGCCAAGCCCCAGGGCUUUGCCUUGCCCGAGCUGGAGCACAACCUGCAGCUUCUCAUUGACAUCACGGAGCAGGAGAUCAUCCAGAAUGACCGGCAACUGCAGUAUGAGAGGGACAUGGUUGUCAACCUGACCCAUGAGAUACAGAAGAUGUCCGAAGUCCUCUCGCACGAGGAGACGGCGAUUAGCAACCUCAGCAAGGUGCUGGAGAUGGUGGAGGAGUGCGAGAGACGGAUGCAGCCCAGCUGUGAAAAUCCCUUAACCUUGGAUGAGUGCGCAAAGAUUUUUGAGACACUUCAAGACAAGUACUAUGAGGAGUACAGGAUGUCUGAUCGGGUGGACCUGGCAGUAGCAAUAGUCUAUCCGCUCAUGAAAGAUUACUUCAAGAACUGGGAUCCCCUCAAGGACUGUACGUAUGGCACAGAGAUCAUAGCCAAGUGGAAGAGCCUUUUGGAAAACGAUCAGCUGUUGUCACAUGGUGGGCAGGACCUGUCGACAGAUGCUUUUCACAGACUGAUGUGGGAAAUCUGGAUGCCGUAUGUCAGAAACAUAGUGGCACAGUGGCAACCAAGGAACUGCGGGUCCAUGGUGGAUUUCUUGGACAGCUGGGUAAACGUCGUUCCUGUCUGGAUUCUGGAGAACAUUCUGGAUCAGCUCAUCUUCCCCAAGUUACAGAAAGAGGUCGAAAGCUGGAAUCCUUUGACAGACACAGUCCCGAUCCACUCGUGGAUCCACCCCUGGCUGCCCCUGAUGCAGGCGCGCCUGGAGCCGCUGUAUUCCCCCAUCCGGAACAAGCUGGCCAACGCGCUGCAGAAGUGGCACCCCAGUGACUCCUCCGCCAAGCUCAUCCUGCAGCCCUGGAAAGAUGUGUUCACACCUGGCUCGUGGGAGGCUUUCAUGGUCAAAAACAUCGUGCCUAAACUGGGGAUGUGUCUGAAUGAACUCAUCAUAAACCCUCACCAGCAGCACAUGGAUGCCUUCUACUGGGUGAUUGACUGGGAGGGGAUGAUUUCUGUCUCCAGUCUGGUUGGGCUGCUAGAGAAACACUUCUUCCCAAAGUGGCUGCAGGUGCUGUGUUCUUGGCUCAGUAACAGCCCCAAUUAUGAAGAGAUUACAAAGUGGUACUUGGGUUGGAAGUCCAUGUUCUCGGACCAAGUGUUAGCACAUCCUUCAAUCAAAGACAAAUUUAACGAAGCUCUUGAUAUCAUGAACCGGGCAGUGUCUUCCAGUGUUGGUGGGUACAUGCAGCCGGGCGCUCGGGAGAACAUCGCCUACCUCACCCACACCGAGCGGAGGAAGGACUUCCAGUACGAAGCCAUGCAGGAGCGGCGGGAGGCCGAGAACAUGGCCCAGCGCGGCAUCGGCGUGGCCGCCAGCUCUGUGCCCAUGAACUUCAAGGACUUAAUUCAGACAAAAGCAGAGGAGCACAACAUUGUUUUCAUGCCUGUGAUUGGGAAGCGGCACGAAGGGAAGCAGUUGUACACGUUUGGACGGAUUGUCAUUUACAUUGACCGAGGCGUCGUGUUUGUACAAGGAGAAAAGACUUGGGUGCCAACAUCCCUGCAGAGCCUCAUUGACAUGGCCAAGUAAGGCCCCACAGUGAACUGGGAAGAUGAUCUUGCAAACACUUUUACUGUAACUCUUAGAAUAAAGAAGUUACAGAUUUGUAAAUAGAAUGAAACUGUAGCUGUACGCCAGGAAUUUUUCUUGGAAGAGGUGUUCAGCCAGUGUCAAGAGAAGUCAGUGCUAAGGGAGGAAGAAGCAGUUCUGAUGCUUGUGUAAUUGCCACCAUGAUGGGAGGUGGUUCUGCUCCAGCAGCAGAUGAGCAGAAGGUCUUCAUUGACAGCUGUCACAGCAUCUCCUUUCCUGCUGCACUACUCUGGCCCUGAGUUACUGUCCCAACAGUUUCCCUCCCUCAGCGGGUUCCUCUCUCCUUGUCUUACCUCUCGGGGUGUGCUGAUGGCACCUUCGGCCCAGUGCCUGCCUGUGGGCCAUUGGCCAUCUCAACAGAGCUGCAAUGGGGCUGAUUUUUUUUUCCAGCAAAUUCACAGAACGUGUGCUGUGGGACUGCAGCAGUCUGGGGCUCAGAGGUGAAGGAGGGAAAUAGAGGGGUUUUUUCCCUAGAGGGAGGGAAACAGAUUAUAUAUAUUUUUCCCUAGAGGGAGAUGGUUCUUCACAGAAGAACAGAUUAAAUGCUGAUUUCAGUAGCACCAAGCAGCUGAAGGCACCUGCCCAUAAGAAAUAUUUCCUAAGCCUGCAUUUGGAACUAGACAACACCACCCUCAACUACAACCCCCUCAAAUAAUUUCCCCAUCCUGAUGCUUCUAAAUGUGUGUAGCAUAUGCAAAGGGAGGGGAUCAAACAAGCAAUUGUGUGGUAGGGAUGGUUUAAAAGGCAGAUUUUAGUUAAACUUGUUUGCUGUAGUUAAGUGAGUGGAAGUCAAAGCACAGCUUUACCAUUUAUUAAAUAAUUAAGAUAUAAAAAUGUCCCAUCACACUCAGUGUUUGGGUGCUGUUGCUUUUGGCAGAGCACGAUGAUGCUGUUGGUUCCUGAGCUUCACUUUGGCUGCACAGAAGCUGCCGUGGGCAGAGCCGUGGCCCCGUGGCAGAGCACGGUCAGGAUGCCGUGGCAGCCAGGCUGUGCUGCUCAGCUCUGUCCUCCUUCCUGAUGAUCUCCAGGUCCUCACAGUCCUGGUACGUUGGCUCCUCCACAAAGUUCCAGACCUCAAGAGACAGUCCCUUCAGCUUUUGCAAGGGAAACCAGUGGACGGAGGUGUCGUUAAAGGUGUCUAGGUACCGAGGGUGUGUGGGGAGCGCCACUUCUUCUGUCCCUUUCAACACCUAAAGAGCAUUUGAGGAAAAAGUUAUGUAUUAUGCAGAACUCUUCUGUAAAUUUCAGUUAAGAGUUGGUGAAGAUGGUGUGAUGUUAACCUCAGCUGCUGUGUGUUCUGCAAAGAAUGUAGAAUGAUCCCAAAGCAAUUCAUUUUUAUACUAUAGUGGCCAGAAAUAAAAGAUUUUUAAAAUAA